Thamnophis elegans (Western terrestrial garter snake) is the source of this 5632-nucleotide messenger RNA. It is a transcript of the gene RAB11FIP3, whose product is annotated as RAB11 family interacting protein 3. The record is from RefSeq and is a predicted model, not a curated record. Gene Ontology annotation, cellular component: cleavage furrow; recycling endosome membrane; endocytic vesicle. Lineage: Eukaryota; Metazoa; Chordata; Lepidosauria; Squamata; Natricidae. Gene Ontology annotation, molecular function: calcium ion binding. Gene Ontology annotation, biological process: regulation of cytokinesis; endocytic recycling.
UCCAGCCAUUCUUCCUCCCGGCAACCGGCUCCACCACCUCCUUCUCCUCCGUUCCGCCCGCCGCCUUUGCAGCAAGCGGGGCAGGGAAGACCCCCGCCGGGUAGAGCUCGCCAGCAAAGCUCCUCGGCUCGCAUCCCGGCCUUUGCCUUGCAAGCAGCCCCUCCAGCUGCUGCUUGAGCGCGCGCGAGGGGGGGGGAUUCUCCAGCGCCGGGGCUGCUUUUGGGGUGGGGGUCCCCCCUUAUUUUUUUUGGCAAAUCUCGCCCUUUUUGCAUCCUUUCCUCCCCCCCCCUCUUUUCCCCCUUCCUCCCACUCCUCUCCCCGGCCGGGAGAAGCGGUGCGCGCCCCCGCUUUGCGCGCCCCGGAGCAGCAGCAGCAGCAGCUGCCGGAGAUGCGAAGGGCGAGAAGCUGAUGGAGGCGCCCCGGCUGCGCCCCCCAAAAGAGCGCCGAAGGCGAAGGAGGAGGAGAAGGCGAAGAAGGCGGCGGGGGGAGCCGGCGGCGCCGUUCCUUGAAGGGCCUGCUUGGAGGGGCCCUCCCCGCUCGGCCGCCCCCGCUGGGGGAGGAGGAGGAGGAGGAAGAGGAGGGAGGGGCCUGGAAACAGGCGACCCUCGCCCGCUUGGCCACCUUCCCCGACGGCCAUGGAGCGUCGGAGCCUCGCCGACCCGGGCAGCCCGACGUCGCGGGAGGCGAGCCUGAGUCCGGAGCCCCUGCUGGGCGAGGGUCUCCUCCGGCGGCCCCCGACCCCGCCGCCUCUGCCCGGCCCGCAGCUGCAGAUGUUUCGCUCGCCAAGGAGCCCCGUCGAGGGAAGCUGCCCCAGCGCUGCUGCUGCCGCCGCCGAUGUGAUGCUGCCGGACGCGGCGCCUCCGAGCCUGGAGCAGGUGCUGCGCGGGAUGGCCGAGCGGGGUCCCCGCCGAGCAUCUUCCUCCUCCUCCUCCUCCUCCUCUUCUUCCCUCGGAGGCUGUCUGCACGGGCCGGCCGAGCAGGACGGGCCAAUCAGCCGCGGGGAAAGCCACUCAGGUGCGGGAGAUCGCCUGCAAGACGCCGCGGGGCCCAUCCUGGACCCCGAGGAAAGCGCUGAGGGUGAGCCCUGGAGCUGUUCAGCGGAGCCUCCCCUUGCUCCGGAUUUACGACUGGAGGCGGGAACUACUUUGGACGCAGAAGAGGCUUUCUGCCCCAUUUCGGAGCAGGGUGUCUUCCUGGAUCUGGCAGCCCCUCCGGAAGAGGAAUCCUACAGCCCUGGGCUCUUUCUGGAUUGCCCCUGGACGGACGAGAUGGACCAGGCGGACUCUCCCAGGGGCCGGGCUCCCCCUUCGUUAAGGCCUUUAGCGGCCACCCCCCCAUUGCUCCCUCCUCUCCCGUCUUCCAACGAUCUGGCUCCCCGCUUACCUUUGGGGCAGGCCCAACACCUGGAGGAAGAGCUACCUGGCUGUUUGGAAGACGCCCCCCAGCUCCGAGCGGUCUUCCGAGCCCUGGACCAGGACGAUGAUGGAUUUGUACGGAUAGAGGAGUUUGUGCAGUUUGCCACCGUCUACGGAGCAGAGCAGGUGAAGGAUUUGAUCAAGUUCUUGGAUCCCAUUGGGCUUGGCGUGAUCAGCUUUGAAGACUUCUGUCGAGGGAUUUCUGCAAUCAGAAACGGAGAUUCAGACAGCCAGCUGUGCCCCAUGGGAUACACUCCUGAUGAGCCGCCUCCUGCAUGCGCUGAUGAAUUUGAUGACUUCGUCACAUACGAGGCCAAUGAGGUGACCGACAGUGCGUAUAUGGGCUCGGAGAGCACCUACAGCGAGUGUGAGACCUUUACGGAUGAGGACACCAGCACGCUGGUCCAGCAUGAGAUGCACGAUGAAGUCGAGACGGACAGUGCUGUCGAUUCCACGGUGCAUUCGGAAUUCAUGGAGCCGGAGGAAACGGAGAACGGAUCCCACCCGAAUGACUUCUCCUUGACCACUGACGUCAACAGUCCCUCUAUCGUCACUGUCAUCAGCAGAGAGGAACAUUUUGAGGACUACGGAGAAGGGAAUGAGGGGGACCUUUUAUCGGACAGCUUGUGCAAUGGAGAAAGUGGCUUUAGUAGCUCGUCUUUCCUUUCUCCCAGCACCAACCCGCUUGCCACGAAACUGCACAGCAUUAUCACUGAGGAGGUGUUUGAGUUUUAUUGUAGCCAGUGCCAUAAACAAAUCAACCGCCUCGAAGACCUUUCCUCUCGCCUCACUGAUCUUGAAAUGAAUAGCCCGAAUAAGAGACUCUCCAGCAAGAAGAGAACACCUUUCCCGAAGGGCUCCGAGUGCCUGGAGGAGGAUAUCACUGAUAAGGUGAUCUUCUUAGAGAAAAGGGUGACGGAGUUGGAGAAGGACACAGCAGCAAAUGGGGAGCAACAGAGCCGGUUAAAGCAAGAAAACCUUCAGCUGGUGCACAGGGCAAAUGCCUUGGAAGAGCAGCUGAAUCAAGAGAUGAAAUCGGAAUGAAUUCUUCUGGAUGAAAUCCGGAAACAGAAAGACUUGCUCAGCAGGAUAGAACGAGAAAAAAGCAUUGAGAUUGACAACCUGCAGGCCCGGUUGCAAUCAACUGGACAAGAAAACGGAGAACUUCGGUCCUGUGUCCCCUGCCUCAAGGCCAAUAUUGAGAGGCUGGAGGAGGAGAAGCAGAAGUUGUUGGACGAAAUUGAAGAUCUCACCGUUCAGCUCACGGAAGAACAGGAGAACAAGAGAAAGAUGGGGGAGAAGUUGAACCAUGAGAGACAUCAGUUCCAGAAAGAUAAAGAGUCCAGCAAGAGGAAAGAUGGCUUGGAGAGGCUGAUAGAGGACUUGAGGAAACAGCUGGAACACCUGCAGCUCUUUAAGCUAGAAGCCGAGCAGCGGCGAGGGCGGAGCAGUAGCAUCGGCCUGCAGGAAUACAACAGCCGGGCGCGAGAGAACGAACUGGAACAAGAGAUCAGGCGGCUCAAGCAGGACAACCGAAACUUGAAGGAGCAGAACGAUGAGCUGAACGGGCAGAUCAUCAACCUCAGUAUUCAAGGUGCCAAGAAUCUCUUCUCCGCUUCCUUCUCUGAAUCUCUGGCUGCGGAAAUCAGCUCAGUCUCUAGAGACGAGCUGAUGGAGGCAAUCCAGAAGCAAGAAGAGAUCAACUUCCGACUGCAAGACUACAUCGACCGAAUCAUUGUGGCCAUCAUGGAAACCAACCCAUCCAUCCUGGAAGUCAAGUAGGAGACUUAAAGAGUUGAGAGCAACACAAAGCCAGCGUCACGUGGGUGUGGCGGAUUUGCUACUUGGAAGAAGGAAAUGCUGGCCAAGUCUUCACUCUAUGGAGAAGGCACAGGAAGCCUCACGUUGGAGUGGUUGGGUGGCAGAUGGCAGUGAACUUGGGGUGGAGAAAAGAGAGAGAGAGAAAAGAAAGAAAGAAGAGAGAGGACCAGCCAUUAAGUAAGGCUGUCCUGAUUCUAAUGGGUUUUGGAACCCUCUGGCUUGUGGGGCUAGUGGUGGCAAAAAGAGUUUGGAAAAAAAAGAGAAUCGGAGUCACAGAAACAAGGGGCGAGGGUGGGCGGGGCGAACAUACACACCUGCCCUCUUUUGCAGGAAUGGAGCAGAAUCUGGGUGGCCCCUUGAAAUAGCCUUCUUGGAAACCUCUCCUGUCCACCAGCAACAGAAGCUGGCUUGUGCUGGAUCCCUCGGCACCUGGAAGCUGUAGCACGACAGUCAAAGGAGGACUUUCACCUGCCUUCCCAUGCCUCUCUGGUUGAAUCCUCAGCCCUCCCAUCGCCCUCCUUUUUGAAGCUGUUCAGCCAGUAGAAAGAAAAACAGGGCUGCCUUGAACUCCGGCCGGCUUCGUUGUCCCUUGUGCUGUUUUGUAGGGAGCCCCCCCCUGGUUUUUUUUGGGGGGGGGACCUCUGCCUUAAAACCUAUGAGUUGUGGUGCUUUGGGGAAUUGGAGCCCCUCUGCAGAGAGGUGGGCUGAUGUAAAAGAAAAGAAGGUCAAACCCAGGCGUGGUCCUCUGGAUGAUUUGGGUGGGUGGCAGCCCUGGCUGAUGAAUUUGGUUGUCGGGGGACAGCUGGUGAAUGGCUGUGCUGGAGGAGGAGGAAGCUCAGCUGAUGAUACUGAAUGUGGAAGCAGAGCUGAUCCUUUAUCCCUCUUGGCGGCAGCCGCUUCCUUCCAUGCUUCAUUCAUCUCACGCCCUUUUUUCGUUUGGUGUUUUCAUGGGUUAAAAUCACUUUAAGGCAAGCAUGGCAACAGAUAUGUCGGUUCAAUAAUGAAAACAGGGGAGGAGGGAGGGGGGAGGGGGGAAAGGGACAUCACGGGACUGGAAGAACGGAGUUGUUUCUGUCUCUUGGCACCAACACAUCACUUUGCUUUAGAAGGGCCUGGUCAAGCUCUAGUAGAACAUUGGUUUGGCUUUGCAUCCAUCCCUUUGGGAAGGCGCUGAAAGAGAAUUGCGCCUUUUAAGCUCUUUUGCUCUUCUGCCUUCUCCUUGGGUCGAAGUAGAUUUGCAUAUCGAUGGGAGGCUGAAAAACCAGCCAUUGGGGACAAGUCAACUUUCCCCCCCAACAUAAAUUUUAGGCGAGCGGAUGAAUUUUGCCCGUAUCUAGAAAGCAGGCUAUUUCCCCUGAAAAAAAGAAAGAAAAGGUUUUCAAUAUGUUUUAAAUCUGCCCCUUUGAGAUGUGUUUUAAAAGAGCUUCUCGGGGGUUCUUUAAUUAUUUUUUUAAAAUGCCACUAUUUGGAAUUUGAAAGGGGCAUCUUAUACCUUUCGUGAGCAAAUCCUGCUUCACCGAUGCUUUAUUUUAGAAGUUUCAGGAGCCCAAAGGAGGGUGAGAUAGUCCAUUUCUACACGUGUCUCCUCUGCAUCUCCUCCACUGUCCCCUUCUCUAAAGCACACACACACACACAUGGAGCAAUUGUGCAACUUGGACAACACAAUGUAUGGAGCCUAACCAGACUCGUGUCUGUGCGACCCACAUAUGCAGAUCAUUUUCCUGGAGUGCAGGAACAUCGCGCCGAGAGUGUUACACGCUACUCCUCUCCUUUCUUUGAAAUCAUCAAGCCGUUGAGUUCUUGAGUCCCUUCAUGUAUGGCGAAAGUGACAUGAUGCUAGUUUGAAAAUACAAGUUCCAGGCCAAAGUCACGUGUCUUUGCGUUCCCACAUUGACCCAACUGUUGGGCCACUGGAAUACUUUGCAGUUCCUUGAACCAGGACACUGGAAUGUAUAUAUAUGUAUAUAUCAGUAGUUUCCGCUAUUAAUGAUUUGCAACUGGCUUGAACAUGGGAGAUGAAAUGGUCAGAAAAACGCAGAGGAGAGUGAUUCUCAAACCCCAAACAUUCUUACACACUUGCUAAUGUCCUGUAUUUCUCUGUACCCCCCCCCCCAAAAGAAAAAAAAGUGUCUGCAGGAAGAAUCCACAUACUGUACAUUUCCAGAAGAAACUUUGGGUGUGUAAAUCAGUGUAUACUUGGGAAGAGAAAGAUUUUUUUUCCUUUUUCUACCUUGUAGAGUUAGGUAUUUUUUUACAGAACGGAGGCCGAUCAAUUUUUAAUACUUCAGAGAGCAAUGUGUAAACACACAAAUCUAUCUAUAUGUAUAUAUAUAUACUGUAUAUGUAUGUAUUGUAUAAUGUACAGAUCUAUAAAUAAUCAGAUUUGCCUUUCUUGA